AAAAUCUCUUCACAAGUGUCCAACCAACAAAUCGAGAAAGACGUACAGUAAAGAAGCUCUCUUUUGUAACAAUGACGAACGAGGUGAUCCUUCUUGAUUUCUGGCCAAGUAUGUUCGGGAUGAGGACAAGGAUCGCGUUGAGGGAGAAAGGUGUCGAAUUUGAGUACAGAGAAGAGGAUCUGAGGAACAAGAGCCCUCUGCUUCUCCAGAUGAACCCCAUCCACAAGAAGAUUCCGGUUCUCAUCCACAAUGGCAAACCGGUUAACGAAUCUAUCAUUCAGGUUCAGUACAUUGACGAGGUCUGGUCUCACAAGAGCCCUAUCCUCCCUUCUGAUCCUUACCAGAGAGCUCAAGCUAGGUUCUGGGCUGAUUUCAUCGACAAAAAGAUGUACGAUGCUCAGAGGAAGGUGUGGGCGACCAAAGGUGAGGAGCAAGAGACAGGGAAGAAGGAUUUCAUUGAGAUACUCAAGACGCUUGAGUCUGAGCUUGGAGACAAACCCUACUUUGCUGGAGAUGACUUCGGCUAUGUAGACAUUGCAUUGAUUGGUUUCUCCACCUGGUUUCCAGCAUACGAGAAGUUUGGUAACUUCAGCGUUGAACAAGAGUGUCCGAAACUGACUGCUUGGGUCAAGAAGUGUUUGCAGAGGGAGAGCGUGGCCAAGUCCUUGCCUGAGCCUGAGAAGGUUACCGAGUUCGUCUCCAUGCUCAGGACGAAAUUUGUAGCUGAGUAGAUCUGUUUCUUUGUGCGUUUGGUUAUGAUGCUCUCUGUUUUACUUUGGUGUGGUUCCGUUAUUAAAUAAUGCAGAGCAUCUUUGUGAGGUGAUUUGGGGUGUAGAGAGAAUGUUGUAUCUUGUAUACGCUCUGAGGUUUCAUGUGUGUUUUAUGGCUUGUCCUAGUUUGUGUCCAACUUGGUUAAGUGCGUGUUUAAAUGAAUGAUCGUUAAUAUCUUGUGAUUUC
Molecule: messenger RNA, 957 nt
Organism: Capsella rubella
Lineage: Eukaryota; Viridiplantae; Streptophyta; Magnoliopsida; Brassicales; Brassicaceae
Product: glutathione S-transferase U19
Exons: 2
Coding region: 72-731 (219 amino acids)
Biological process (GO): glutathione metabolic process
Cellular component (GO): cytoplasm
Molecular function (GO): glutathione transferase activity
Source: RefSeq, a predicted model, not a curated record